Molecule: messenger RNA, 1216 nt
Organism: Cherax quadricarinatus
Lineage: Eukaryota; Metazoa; Arthropoda; Malacostraca; Decapoda; Parastacidae
Source: RefSeq, a predicted model, not a curated record
AUGAUUGGUCCGUAUACUGGGUCAGAGGAGAUGCAGCAGACGAAGACAUUGUCACUGACGUCAUCCACAAGCCCAGGGACCACUAGACGGUCAUCACCAAGCCCAGGGACCACUAGACGGUCAUCACCAAGCCCAGGGACCACUAGACGGUCAUCACCAAACCCAGGGACCACUAGACGGUCAUCACCAAGCCCAGUAACCACUAGACGGUCAUCAUCAAGCCCAGGGACCACUAGACGGUCAUCACCAAGCCCAGGGACCACUAGAAGGUCAUCACCAAGCCCAGUAACCACUAGACGGUCAUCACCAAGCCCAGUAACCAUUAGACGGUCAUCAGCAAGCCCAUGGACCACUAGACGGUCAUCACCAAGCCCAAUAACCACUAGAUGGUCAUCAGCAAGCCCAGGGAUCACUAGACGGUCAUCACCAAGCCCAGGGACCACUAGAUGGUCAUCAGCAAGCCCAGGGACCACUAGAUGGUCAUCAGCACGCCCAGUGAUCACUAGACGGUCAUCAGCAAGCCCAGGGACUACUAGACGGUCAUCAGCAAGCCCAGGGACCACUAGACGGUCAUCACCAAGCCUAGUAACCACUAGACGGUCAUCACCAAGCCCAGGGACCACUAGACGGUCAUCAGCAAACCCAGAGACCACGAGCUGGUCACAAAUAAACCCAAAGAUCACGAGCUGGUCACAAACAAGCCCAGAAACUAGGAAUCACUCAACCUCGCGGAUCUUAGUUCCCCCGUUGAUCGAGCCUUGUGCAGAAAGGAGUUUCAAUCGAGUCAAAAAGAUGAGAAUGUUGAGUACUAGGACUCUAACUCUCGUGGUGCUGGUACUCUCCUCUGUUAUCCCAUCUACCAUAGCUUCAGCUGUAAGCGAUCUGGACACACUGAAGGAAGUUCAGAAUGCCCUGAACCACGCCAGUACGUCUGUGGACGGACUCAUCCACCUGGUUAAUGAGCUUGUUACUACCACUACUGAAAGGACUCCGUCAACCACCUCCCCACCACACACGUCCACCCUCACUAUUUACACCAGUGAAGACACAACAGAAACAUCUACAAAUAUUUCUUCAACAGAAUUUACUAAAGCAACAACACCGAGUGAGGAGACUAGUGAUACAUCUUCAAUAAGUACGACUUCUCUAACACCACCAACAACUAGUUCAACAUCUACAACAGAUCUAUGACUACGUCUACAGCACCACCAACAAC